Bipolaris oryzae ATCC 44560 is the source of this 414-nucleotide messenger RNA. RefSeq lists its product as uncharacterized. Gene Ontology annotation, cellular component: ribosome. Gene Ontology annotation, biological process: translation. The transcript is spliced from 3 exons. Gene Ontology annotation, molecular function: structural constituent of ribosome. The record is from RefSeq and is a predicted model, not a curated record. Lineage: Eukaryota; Fungi; Ascomycota; Dothideomycetes; Pleosporales; Pleosporaceae. Bases 1 to 414 code for a protein of 137 amino acids.
AUGGCCGACUCUCAAGUUACCCUGCGCACGCGCAAGUUCAUCCGCAACCCUCUUCUCGGACGCCGUCAGAUGGUCGUCGACGUCCUCCACCCCAACCGCGCAAACGUUUCCAAGGACGAGCUCCGUGGCAAGCUUGGUGAGCUGUACAAGGCCAAGAAGGAAGAUGUCUCCGUCUUCGGUUUCAAGACACACUUUGGUGGUGGCAAGAGCACCGGCUUCGCUCUCAUCUACGACAGUGCCGAGGCCAUGAAGAAGUUCGAGCCCCGCUACAGGCUAGUACGAUACGGCAUGGCCACCAAGGUCGAGAAGGCCAGCAGGCAGCAGCGGCAAACAGGCAAGCAACGCAAGAACAGGAUGAAGACUUUCCGAGGCACAGCCAAGGCCAAGGGUGGCGCGAAGAAGGAGAAGAAAUAA